Varroa destructor (honeybee mite) is the source of this 7425-nucleotide messenger RNA. RefSeq names its product multiple C2 domain and transmembrane region protein (gene Mctp). Gene Ontology annotation, cellular component: synaptic vesicle membrane. Gene Ontology annotation, molecular function: calcium ion binding. The record is from RefSeq and is a predicted model, not a curated record. NCBI's taxonomy places the organism in Eukaryota, Metazoa, Arthropoda, Arachnida, Mesostigmata, Varroidae. Gene Ontology annotation, biological process: regulation of neurotransmitter secretion.
UAUUCCGCAAAGGAACCGCGGCGUGCCGCAGUAGGUACGAUAUGUUCCAUCCUGCAGCCGAUUGCUCUCAAGUCUGCGGCUCAAGCCUUGUGCGCCAGUUUUAUUACGGGCCCUCGCCAUUUGAAGUAUGGCAAACGAACUAGACAACAGAGAGUAACAGAAUGCAGUUCGUAGACGUGCCAUGCCUUUUGCCAUGAAGUUUCUACGUUAAGGCGAUCAUCAGUUAGUUAUACAAUCAUCGUGGUGCUGUUGCUUUAUUGUAUUGUAAUGCAUCUUGUUAGUACUCUUUCGUUAUGCUCGUUGCUGCCAGUGCCAUCCAGGUUAUCUACUAGAUCGUUAUAUGCAGUCCUGGUUCUUGCGUGCUCACGUACUUCCUGCUUCGUAUCAGGGGCAUUCGAAAGGGGCAACGCAACGAGUCUUAGACACAAACAUUAGGGGCAGUAUUUGCUGGCGGGAUACUCAUUGUAGAAAGCCUCCAUUGCUGUUACCACGAUCGAUGGAACGACAAUGGGCAAACCACAAGGAAAGCCGCCGUUGCCAUCACGAGUCGCUCCUAAAUGAGCGGCAAUAGCGGCGAAGGCGAUAGUAACAGCAGCAGCAGCAGAAGCAACCGAGCUACUACGGCCAGCUUCACGGAUGUCACCUAGGCGCCCGGGUCGUAACAUAGCGAAGAUGCGAAUGAAAGUCUGUCGGCUGAAAAAAGCAAUGUUGGUAAUCGUCGACAGGUGUCGCGUGAGUGUUAUAGUGUAAAAGUAGUCUCGUCCAGAUUAUAAUGCUGUGAUGUAAGCUCCGUGCAACGGAUAUAACGUUAAUAUCAGCAGAGAAGGACGGCAAUCCGUCACGUGUCGAGCGCUACCUCAGGUAUCGACAACAACGAUAGUUACAGUGUUUGCCGAUUUUAAGGGUGCAAUGUUCGCAGUGAAUAUUCUGGCUGUAGGGUAGGCAGUUAGGCAAAGCAAAGGAGGGACGCCUCGCGAACAUGGACAACUUCAAAGCUAACGAGAUAGAACUAUGACUUCAAACCGAGAUCACACUUCAAGCGGCGUCACUGGUGGAAGCGAUGAAUUCCCUGUUGGAACCAUCGCAGGAGUUGGUGAGAGCAGUCCAGUGGCCACGAGGCGUCAACCUCGAAGUCCUCUAUGCUACUCUAUACCAUCGACCAGCGGGUCGGGCAGCUUUGGACCUGGAAGUGAAUCGCCUCCAUCAGUUCUAUCGACGCCGACCCACGGUGCAGUUCCAGCCACACAGGGCAGCGGAAGCUGUGCUACGGGUUCUGGAGGCCACUGGCAGAAGUUUAACUUCAAAUCUAAGAAGAUCGCCUCGAUGUUAUCGACUCUGAAGAGGUUCGCUACCUCGCCAAAGAGGAGACUCAGCGAUCGAUCAUCAUUGCAGUGUUCGGGUCGACUAUGCCAAAGCCACCCCAAUGUGUCCCGGAGCAACCUGGCAGCGCUGGCCGCUGGCGCUUAUGACGACGAACACCUCGACGGCGCCCAGAUGUAUGACAAUCUGACGACGACCAACUCACAGUCCGAUACGACAAUUCACCACUGGCGGUGGAGACGCGACAAAAGCGAUCGGAGUGAAAAAGAUCGGGGAUUAAGCGGCGCUCGGGAUGUACCGAUUAAAACGGAACAGCUUCUCGCCAUCGAUAAAAAACUUCCUCAGCUUCGCUUGCAUCAUCGCUUAUCUGUCGAAAGCUCGGGUUCGACGCUAGCGACUCUUGCUUAUGUUGAAGAGGAGCCGAGUUCCAGCCGGCAGGAUCCGGGAGCGUCCGUUUCGACGUCGCCGAUAAGCAAGUCGUUCUUCGUCUUGGAUGUGUGCCUGCGUUGCGGAAAAAACCUUAUCGCAAAGGAUCCCUGUGGGACCAGUGAUCCAUAUGUCAAGUUUCGCAUUGGUAAUAGGCAAAUUUAUCGAAGUCGAACGCUGAGCCGAACCUUGGAGCCUUUCUGGGACGAGUCCUUUAGCGUGCCUCUUGACAACAUCUCGCAGGCCUUGCACGUCAAGGUUUACGACUACGACUUCGGGCUGCAAGAUGACUUCAUGGGCGCUGCAGAGAUCGAGAUAGAUUCUUUAGAACUAGACAAACCAACUGAUAUUCUUGUAAAUCUCUCAGAAACGGGUAAACAAGAGGAUGCCAGCGCAGCUCAAGAUCUUGGCUACCUCAUGCUCAGCCUUUGCCUUACCCAGAAACCCGCCGAGGAUCGGCCUCAAUAUUUUUCAAAGAGUGCGCCAUUCCGGCUUGGUCUAGGAGGGUCACAGGAAUCUCAAGGGGUAGUAACAGGCCCAGUGAACCGCAAGCAGAAAAUACAAAUCUGGGAUUCAGUAGUCAACGUGGUCCUCGUUGAAGGUCGAAAGCUUCUUCCGAUGGACGAAAAUGGCCUCAGCGACCCGUUCGUCAAAUUCCGACUGGGCAAUGAAAAAUAUAAAAGCAAGUUCUGUCUAAAAACGUUAAAUCCACAGUGGCUGGAACAGUUUGAUCUGCAUAUGUACCAAGAACAGCCGAAGGUACUCGAAAUCACGGUUUGGGACAAGGACUUCGGAGGUCGUAACGACUUCAUGGGAAGAGCUAGCAUCGAUCUUCGUUCUCUCGAGCCUGAAACCACACAUCCGAUCUGGCAGGAAUUGGAGAAUGGGGCAGGUCAGAUCUUUUUGUUAAUCACAAUCUCGGGUACUCAGGUUUCGUCUGCUGUCUCUGACCUAGACUCCUAUGAACCAAUGGAAAAUGGACAGAAGCUCAUAGCCAACAAAUAUACCUUCGCCAAUAGCUUUCGAAAUAUGAACGAAGUUGGAUCUCUUGUCGUCAAAGUGUUUAAGGCGAUGGGUUUGACAGCGGCUGAUAUCGGAGGUAAAAGCGAUCCAUUCUGUGUUCUCGAGCUCGUCAAUACCCGACUACAAACUCACACAGAAUAUAAGACCCUUUGCCCAGAGUGGAACAAAAUCUUCAUAUUUAAGCUGCGAGAUAUUCACUCCGUACUCGAACUCACGGUCUAUGAUGAAGACCGGGAUAAAAAAGUAGAGUUUUUGGGCAAGCUUGCGGUGCCCCUAGUCAGCAUACGUAACGGUGAAAAGAGAUGGUACCAGCUCAAAGAUCGCGAACUCAAAAAACGAGCCAAAGGCCAGAUCCUUCUUGAGUUCGAGGUCGUCUACAAUCCAAUCAAAGCGUGUGUACAAACAUUUACUCCAAAGGAAGUGAAGUUCAUGCAGAUCGAUCAGAAAUUUAGGCGGGUUGUGUUCAUGCGAAACGUGAACCGGGUAAAGAGUCUAGUGAUGCAUAUUGUCGAAGUGGGCCGCUUUGUCAACUCCUGCUUCCAGUGGGAAUCCGUUCCUAGGUCCAUUAUCGCAUUCGCAUUGUUCUUGCUGAUUACGUGGACAGCGGAGUUGUACAUGUUCCCUUUAGCGUUGUUAUUGAUAUUCGGUAAAAAUUACCUUUUCGUUCAGAUGACUGGUUCUGCUGGAGAGGACGAGCUAUGCGAUUAUAAUGAAGAUGACGACGAUGAAGAUAGAGAUCGUCCGAAACAGCCCAAGCCGCCAGAAGAGAAGAAGUCGUUAAAAGAGCGUCUUCAGGCGGUACAAGAGAUCACUGCCAUGAUUCAGAAUGUACUUGGUCAGGCAGCAUCUCUCGGCGAAAGGGUCAAAAAUACAUUCAACUUUAGCGUUUCGUUCCUAUCGUGGCUAGCAGUGGUUGCAUUGUGCGUAGUUUCCCUGCUCCUCUAUCUCGUGCCGUUACGCUACAUAAUUCUCAUAUGGGGCAUUAAUAAAUUCACAAGGAAGCUCCGAAACCCUGAUGUGAUACCUAACAACGAACUGCUCGACUUUUUAUCCAGAGUACCCGACAAUGAGGAACGGCUAAACAGCCGCGAGUUGAGGCCCGUACAGGCUUCGUCGGGGGAGGCCGACCGGAAAGCGCGCAAGCGGAAAUGACGUCACGUGCAGCCGCACUUCCGGUGCACCGCUCCUGCCGAAAUGCCAUAUUUGCAACGGACUUCGGCACACAUUUGGCAAGAUUACGGUAACACGAAAAAGGACGAUGUCCAUGUUUCUUCGAGUUGUUGCCGAUCUGGUAGCAUCGAGUCUCAUUUGCCGAAUCUACUCAUCAUCCGUACCAGUAGCAUCAUCUCAAGCAUAAUUUACAAUGAUCGACGGAAGGGCCGAUUUCAUCAGCUUCCUACAGAUUCAACUAUAAUUAUUGCUACUGUUGGUAAUACAGUUAAAAAGCAAAUGACGUCAAAUUAGGAAUCAAAAAUUGUAGAUCAGAGUCGAAGCUCGCUGUUUGCCUGGCGCUGGCUAACAGCAUUGAAGAGACCGGACUCGUCAACGAGAUCCGAUCUCAAUAUUGGAUUCGUUCGUGGUAGCAGCAACAGUUGUCGGUAAACAUUAAUGACCUUUAUUGAUAAUCUUUUACGGCGAUCAUCGCUGCGUUAUACAUCUAAAAUAAGAAACAGAAACAAUGAGAGAAUGAUGGGGAACUGCUGACAUCAGAUGUAUCUGAUGCUAUUCUUGUCUAAUCUCAUACGAACGUUAGAACAAACAAAUUUUUCAGCUUUACUAGGAUGUUUGCCUUUACUUGUACAAUGGAGUUUCGAUAUGAACUCUUCCUGUUACUAUCUUAAUUGGUACUCCGAGACGUCAUACCUAAAUAGAGGUAAACAACUAUUGAACAUGGGACGAAAAGCUGACAAGCAUUUUAAUCAGACCGCUAACUUUCGACGAUAGGUUAUUUGAGGAACUAAGUUCUAUAUUCGUAUUGUUGGAAAUAGUUAUGAUUACACAUAUACCGUAUUUUUGUAUAGCUAUUUUACAAUUACGUUUAUUAUUCGAGAUGAAAAGACGGACACUUCUUUGGGGUAUUAGUUUAUAUUUAUGAGCAUAUACAAAUGCUGAAACAAUUUUUGCUCUCGGAGCAAUUCCUGACAGAAACUAACCUGAACGGAAGUUAAUUUUCUCAGGUGUUUUUAUUGACACUUACGUUGUUCGUAUUCUAUAUUUACAAUGAAAAACCACCAAUGUGCAUUAUGCUGAAGGGUCAGAUAAGUGACAUGCAAGUUACUCCUAAUUGAAGUUUCAUUUGCUUUCUUUUGAUCAAUUUCUGUUGGCCUAGUCUAACAAAAAUACCGAAGGAAAAAUAUCGUCAGUGCAAUUUUUAUUUAGAUUUCGUACCGCUUAUGAGCUGCCGCAUGCACUUGGUACAAACAGAAUUCGUAUUCAUAUGUAUCGGGCACAUACACACACGCAUAUAAACUGAACGUUUUAAUCUUCUAUUUAAAAUCUACAUAAUUCACGUAGUGAUAAAAACCUAUCUCUUUUCAUUAAACAAUUCAUUGAGAUUAAGUCAAAUAACUACGAUUUUUACCAAUAUUAUAAAGUACUGCCAUAAAUAUGAGCAUUCUAAAGAUAACGACUGUGAAAGAACUACCAGCGAAUUGUUAGUCAAGCAGCAAAUGUAUGUGUGCGACCCGCGGAUACAUACGAAAAGAAUAUGUCGGCACUUGUCGGCUUUCAGGUGCAAUUUGUUUAUAGAUUGUACCCCGAUCUCUAUUUCCUAGUGCUAUGCCUUCUCUGAGAAGCUUUAGCUCUCUCAAAUUCAAGCUGCUUGGUAUUAUUCAGCGUUUGAUAGAGGGAAGUAAGUUCUUCGCAAUUUAAAUCCAGUUCACGCUGUGAGAUCGAAAUGUAACGGUAACGCUUUCGGUAAGUGUUCAUGUCAGAUAAGGGCUGACACUAAAACUACCUACGUAAAUACCGAGGUCAACCUUCAGAGCUGAAGGUAAUUUGUGAUCAGUUACAGUUGAAAGUAAGUGCGAUCGCUGUUCUUAGAUGCGAUGGUCAUUCGCUAGCAAUCACUCAUAUUAAUCCAGAUAUUGGUAAACGGCUCCAAAUAUUAGACAUGCACCUGGGAGGGGCAGCAACCCUGCUGGCACAUUUCUAACGCUCGAUAACUGUUAUGCGAUCAACAACAGCAUUAGAUUACAAUACUAGUUUUCUCUGGAGUCGUUUAUGUCGCGUCCGACAUAUUCGUGUCAUAAACGCACGUGACGGCCGCAUUUACUUCGUAACCUGCCCAGACCGCUUGUCGGCCUUGUCAGUUUUCUCAACCCAUUUGCUGCUGUUCGUAUUGCUAUUGACUGAUGUUCAGGACCGUUGACUUCGUUCAGUUGGACUUUGGCCGUACUCUUUUCCUCGACCGUCACCCGAUUAUAGAAAUGAUGCGAACCCGAGGUUCUCUUUCAACCUUUCAGCUUUAGACUAACAACGUAAACAGCGUCACACAAUUAUUGCCUUUAUUAUCUAGAGUUAACCGCUACCAAUUGGCUCGUCAUAUUUCGAACGCGGCGAAGGCAGAAACUACCAUUUUAUAUUUUUGGCGCCACACAACGCCAAGAGACGUCGCUGUACGCGUGGGAGAGAGGAAUUAGAGAGGGAAAAACAAAAUCAUGCCUGAAUGAAUAGCCGCUAAAAGUUUUUUACGUUUUCGUUUGUCACAAGUGAACGUCUCUGAAGUGUGCCCGUCGAAAAAUUUCCUUUUUUUUUAUUGAAACACGAUAGUCAAAUCAGUAAAGGCAUUAUAAUAUUAAAUAUAUAUGUAUAUAUAUAUAAAAUAAAUUACGAUGUUAAUCGCCGAAGGUCGAAAAACCGUUAUGGUGCCGCUCGCACGUUUCAACGAUGUUGACUUUGCCAGUUUAUACUGACGUUAGUUCGUUAGUGUAGGAAUUCGAUAACAAGCGCUUGCUCCCGUUUCUUUUCAGUCUCAAACUAGUUGUAUUCAAAGCGAUGCCUAAUCAAUUCGUACUAUGUACCCAUUUGGUUUAGCCAUGAGUUUUGUUGCGCGUACACAUAUGUCUAGUUAGGAGCUUCCUGCGGGUGCGUGUACUCAAUUCUGUUCGAUUUAGCUGACAGCAGUCCGCUUCUCUACUGCUCAAGCAAACGACAUGGCACUGUUACGCAUUUACAUUAGUUUUUUCUAUUUAAUAUACAUAUAUAUAUUAAAAAGGAGUCUCUGCAAUGCUUGGAAGCUAUCUAUUGUAGCGGUGGCCCAAACAGGACCGCCGUCAAAGAAUCCAGCUACUGCAAUGAUGAAUGCAGGAAAAUUAGGACAACGCUUCGAAUUGGGAAGCGUAAGCUCUACUAAUAAAUGCAGUGUUACAUUGCGUAUCGAUAAGCGUCCUCGAAUACUCACGUUUUACCAAUGCAUAUCAAACUGUUUUAUCUUUGUUAAUUUCCUGCAUAUAAUAGCAUAACAUGAGCGCUAAAUUAUGUUAUAGAUUAUGUAUAGCUGAUAGAAUAACAAGUUGCUAACGGCCAUUGCUACCAUUACUCCUAUGAAAGACUUGCUGCAAGCACCUCCGAGAAUCGCCGAGAUAUAUAUAUAUAAAACUCUUUAUGAAUAUAUAACUAGACAGAAAAAGAAACACCUCGAUAUAUAUAUAUAUA